Molecule: messenger RNA, 1701 nt
Organism: Vigna umbellata (rice bean)
Lineage: Eukaryota; Viridiplantae; Streptophyta; Magnoliopsida; Fabales; Fabaceae
Product: putative pectinesterase/pectinesterase inhibitor 7
Biological process (GO): cell wall modification
Molecular function (GO): pectinesterase activity; enzyme inhibitor activity
Source: RefSeq, a predicted model, not a curated record
AUGGCCAACAAAUUCCGUAAUUUCCACCCGAAAACAACAACAUUUCUCAUCCUCCUCAUACCCUUGUUAUUUAUCUCCCUGGUUUUCGCAGAAACCCCAUCAACCGCUUCUGCAUCUCCCAUAACCAUAUGCAAAUCCACCCCAGACCCAUCUUAUUGCAGUUCCGUUUUCCCUCCCCAAAACGCCAACGUUUACGACUAUGCCCGAUUCUCACUGAGAGAGUCUCUUUCACAAGGAACCAAGUUCUUGAACUUGGUUAACAGACACCUCCAACGCCGCUCUUCUCUUUCAACCUCCGCAAUCCACGCGCUCCAAGAUUGCCAAACCCUCGCCGAACUCAACGUCGACUUUCUCUCCAGUUCCUUCCAAACAUUGAACCACACAACCACGCUCCUUCCCAGUUCACGAGCUGACGACAUCCAAACCCUUCUAAGCGCCAUUUUAACCAACCAACAAACCUGCUUGGAAAGCCUCCAAGUCACAGCCUCCGCUUGGCGUGUCAGCAGCGGACUCUUCCUACCGCUUUCCAACGACACCAAGCUCUACACCGUCUCUCUCGCGCUCUUCACCAAGGGCUGGGUCCCAACCAACGCUAACGUUACCGCGUUUCACCCACCCUCCAAACACCACGCCUCUCGAAACGGUCGUUUACCGCUAAAGAUAUCCGGCAGAACGCGCGCGAUCUACGACUCCGUGAGUCGGAGAAAGCUCCUUCAGGGGAAGGUGGGUGACGAGGUGAGGGUGAAGGACGUCAUCACUGUCAGCAAAGAUGGUAGCGGGAACUUCACCACCUUGCACGACGCCAUUACGGCGGCUCCCAACAAGUCUUCCUCUACCUCAGGGUACUUCCUCAUCUACGUCACUGCGGGUGUUUACGAGGAAAAUGUGUCAAUUGAUAAGGAAAAGACGUACUUGAUGAUAGUUGGAGAUGGCAUCAACAAGACAAUUAUUACAGGGAAUCGCAGUGUUGUUGAUGGUUGGACUACCUUUAAUUCCGCAACUUUUGCUGUUGUUGCUGAAGGGUUUGUAGCUGUUAACAUAACUUUCCGUAACACUGCUGGAGCGAGCAAGGGUCAAGCAGUGGCACUAAGAAGUGGAGCAGAUUUGUCAACAUUCUAUAGCUGCAGCUUUGAAGGGUAUCAAGAUACAUUGUAUACACAUUCUCUCAGGCAAUUUUAUCGAGAAUGUGACAUAUAUGGCACCGUUGACUUCAUAUUUGGAAAUGCUGCCGUUGUUAUGCAAAACUGCAAUAUCUAUUCUCGUCUCCCUCUGAAAGGACAAUUCAACACGAUCACAGCUCAAGGAAGAACUGAUCCGAAUCAAAACACAGGAACUUCCAUACAGAAUGCAACUGUGAAAGCUGCUGAUGAUUUGGCUCCAGCUGUUGGCACCGUAGAAACCUACCUUGGGAGGCCAUGGAAGGAAUAUUCAAGGACAGUUAUCAUGCAGUCCUUUAUGGACAGUUUUAUAAACCCUGCUGGUUGGCAUGAAUGGAGUGGUGAUUUUGAAUCGAGUAGCUUGUACUACGAAGAAUAUAAUAACACAGGACCUGCUUCUAACACUUCCAACAGAGUCACCUGGCCUGGUUAUCACGUCAUCAAUGCCACAGAUGCAUCUAAUUUCACCGUCUCUAACUUCUUGGCUGGGGAUAAUUGGAUUCCCCAAACUGGGGUCCCAUACUUAACUGGCUUGAUACAGUAA